GAAGAAUGUUUAAAAAAGGCAACCUUAAUGUUAUAAACCUUGUGUUUAUAAAUAUUGUCUAAAAAGAUGAACCUCUACACUAAUUUUAAUUGGUUUUGCAUAUAUUUUACCAUCAGCGCAGUUGGCGUGUCAAACCAAGAGGAUUAUUGUGCAGAGCUUUCUACACAAUCACUAAGCCGGAUUUUGGGUCAAGCUUUUAAUCCUCGCUAUAUGAGUAUAGAGCCGCCAGGAGGAUCGCAUGAUGAAAACCACAAUUUGGGAUAUAAAAGAUCGUCAUAUGAUAUACCAUUUUAUGCCGACAGAGAUGUCGUUUCAUUGGGAAACUUUCCGGCUUGGGAGACGGACCACUUUGCAUAUUUUGGAAAAAGAGAGGAAACCAUAAAAGGCAGGAAGAUCCGCAUUAGAAGUGCUGCUGUCGAAAGAGGCGGAAGUCCAAAGACUGACGUUUUUAAACACCGCCCGUGGGAGUGCUCAUCCCAGAUUAAUUGGAUUGAUUUGGGACUGAAUUAUUUUCCACGUUAUAUACGUUCGAUUGAGUGUAUUUCUAGAAAAUGUUGGUAUGGACACUUUAAUUGCAAACCAAAAUCAUUUACCGUUAAAGUUCUGCGCCGAAAAAGUGGCUCAUGCAUUCAAAUAAACGAUAAAUUAGUUUUAAUUACUGCGGAAACAUUCAAAAAUGAUUACACGCAGCUCUGGAUUUGGGAGGAAAUAGCAGUUAAUUUUUGCUGUGAAUGUGUUAUGCUAUACUUAUAGCUCUGUUUAAUAGAAUUCACAAUAUUUAAAUAUACAAUUUUUAACAAAA
Molecule: messenger RNA, 802 nt
Organism: Drosophila subobscura
Lineage: Eukaryota; Metazoa; Arthropoda; Insecta; Diptera; Drosophilidae
Product: protein trunk
Exons: 1
Coding region: 67-753 (228 amino acids)
Molecular function (GO): signaling receptor binding
Source: RefSeq, a predicted model, not a curated record